Molecule: messenger RNA, 630 nt
Organism: Miscanthus lutarioriparius
Lineage: Eukaryota; Viridiplantae; Streptophyta; Magnoliopsida; Poales; Poaceae
Source: the annotation of a GenBank genome assembly
AUGAGGCUCCCGCGCCGCCGCCACCUUAUCCUGCUCGCAUGCCUCGUGGUCCUCCUCGUCGUCGCCGCCUCCGCGUCGACGGAUUCCGCCGCGGCGGUGUCCCCGGGCGUGGCGGUGGACUUCGUGCGGCGGUCGUGCCGGUCGACGGAGUACCCACGCGUGUGCGAGAGCACGCUGGUGCCCUGCGCGGCGGGCGUGGGGCGCAGCCCGCGGCGGCUGGCGCGGGCGGCGCUGGCGGUGGGCGCCGACCGCGCGCGCAACUGCUCCGCCUACAUCCACGGCGCCGACAGCGGCAGCGGCGGGGCGAUGAAGGACUGCGCGGAGCUGGCGCGCGACGCGGAGGACCGGCUGCGGCAGUCCGCGGCGGAGAUGGAGCGGAUGGGCCGCGCCGGCACGCCGCGCUUCGCCUGGUCCCUCAGCAACGUCCAGACCUGGGCCAGCGCCGCGCUCACCGACACCUCCACCUGCCUCGACUCCCUCGCGCAGCACCAGGCCCGCGGCGGUGGCAAGGACAGCGACGACGCCGUCAGGGUGAAGAGGAGGGUGGUGGCCGUCGCGCAGGCCACCAGCAACGCGCUCGCGCUCGUCAACAGGCUCCAGCCCUCGCCGCACCGGCAGAGGCUCCUGUGA